AUGUCAUUCCGCCUAUUCUCCCCUCCGACAAUUGCCCGCAUCGGUCUCGGCAUGGGCCUCGGUGUCUCCGCAGCUGCCCUGUCCCCUCUCUCGCCCUUCCGCGCGUCCCCCCUGCGAUGCGACUAUGGCCCUCCUCAACCGCAAUCCUCUGAGCCCGACUGGCUCAUUAAAGACCCUCUGGUUCAGAAGCAAGGUCGAAGCGGCAUUGCGGCACAAGCUAAAGCUGCGUUCCUGACACCGGAGAACAUGAAGGAGAUUAGCUUGGGCAGUGUUCUGGGCCUAGUGGCUGGUGUGGGAUUGCGGGCUUUCUCUAGGGUAUUGGUCGUGCUUUUGGGUAUGGGUGUUGUCUUGGUUGAGUAUGCUGCAUCUAAGGGAUAUAACAUCAUUCCGGUCGAGCGGAUUCAAAAAUACGUGAAGAAUGCCGAUGUACGACGUGCGCUCUCGAGGCACCGACCCUUCAAGGCCAGCUUCGGCACUAUGAUGGCGCUUGCCGCGUUUGCGCAGUUCUAG
Messenger RNA from Penicillium chermesinum, 510 nucleotides. RefSeq lists its product as uncharacterized. Gene Ontology annotation, cellular component: mitochondrial outer membrane. Lineage: Eukaryota; Fungi; Ascomycota; Eurotiomycetes; Eurotiales; Aspergillaceae. The transcript is spliced from 2 exons. Gene Ontology annotation, biological process: autophagy of mitochondrion. The record is from RefSeq and is a predicted model, not a curated record. The coding region runs from base 1 to 510 and encodes 169 amino acids.